UUCGCUUUGCAAACAGCUGUUUAGUUGCUAUAUCAAACGUAAAUAAAACAAAUAGGCAGCUGCCAAUAACACUGCAAGUUUGUGCGGAACCGAUAGUAUAUCACCAUGUGCUAUUGACGUUUAUUUGCAUUUACUAUUGAGCGAAGAUAAAAGUUUUAUUGCCGUACCCAGUAGUAAAAGAUAGCUACAUCAGUCAGUGCAUUGCAGUGUGCGCACGGUAUUGAACGUGUUCAGUGAACAGCGCUUCCGAAAACUAUAGCAACCAUUGUGCUUCCAGUGUUAUAGUAGAGCACAAAUAUUGUAUAAAAUAGCAGCACAUAAAUGAGCAAGAUGCAGGUGGAGCGCAACCUGGCACAAACAGAAACGAUCGGAACCAACGGUCAAAGCAGCGACAGCACGAGCGCAACAGUUGCAUCAGGCGUGGCCGUGAAAUGUGCAACAGUCGAUAAUGUCAACAGGAAUCAACGUCGACUACAAGAUGUGGGCACAUUGCGCCGCGAGGACUUUGACGGCGGACCGGUGAGUGUGGAUGAAAUCGUACCAGGACUAUAUUUGGGUAAUCUAACCGCCGCUACCCAUAUGGAAACAUUAAAAAAUUUCGAAAUUACUCACAUACUAACACUGGACUCAGUGCCGCUGCCACAACAUAUCACCCAGGCAAGCUUUCUUACAACCAAAUACGUGCACAUUGCCGACAUGCCGAAGGAGGAUAUUUUGCACCAUCUGGAUACCUGCUCGGAUUUUAUAAGCUUGGCUAUGGCGCAAAAGGGGCGUGUGCUCGUGCAUUGUUAUUUUGGUGUUAGUCGCAGUUCUGCCGUCGUCAUCGCUUUCAUUAUGAAACAACACGAUUUGGAGUAUCCGGCUGCGUUUGAGUUGGUGCGCUCUAAGCGUCGCUUUGUGCAACCCAAUCCGGGCUUUGUGUCGCAACUGAAGCUCUAUCGACGCAUGGGCUGUAAAAUCGAUCAACAGUAUCAGCGGUACAAACUCUAUCGACUGCGUUUGGCGGGCGAACAAGUGCGCAAAGCGAAAAUAUUGCCACAAUCCUUUAAUAGUCUGAUCAAAUCGGAUCCCGCCGUUACGCAGGAGAAUCCGGAGCCCAUUGUCUAUCGCUGUCGCAAGUGCCGUCGCGUUUUGGUGUCCAAAUCGCACGUACUGCUGCACAACACCAAAUCACUUGCCACAAGCACUGUACCAGCGGCCGCAAAGGCAGGCGGCAGCAACAACAAUCCUUCUCCGGUUGUACAGCAGGCGCCGCGGCUGCUGGAACAGAUUGCUGCGCAAAUACGCAAGGCCUCACUGGCCUCACCCACCGUUGCCAGCGCCGCAGUUGGCGAAGGCGAUGCAGUCAACGAGCAACUGCAGACUGUUUGUCGCAACAUACUGUUCGUGGAGCCGAUCUCUUGGAUGCGCGACAUCUCGCACAACACGCAGGGCCGCUUGCAUUGCCCGAAGUGCGACCAAAAAGUGGGCAAUUUCAGCUGGAUUAACGGCUGCCAAUGCCCUUGCGGCGAGGAAGUGUCACCGGCAUUCUACUUGAUACCUUCGCGCGUGGAGCUCUCCAAGGCUGUGCAAAACGUCCAAACAACGCUUUAGACUACCGUCGCCGUGGAGCAGCGCAGGGCAAUGGCAGUUUUGGGCAAUCCGCAUAUAUUCACAAAAGUAUUACUUCAAUAAUAGAAAGUGCAAGUAAAGAAAGAGAAAAUGAAAAAGAAACGUAAAAAAAAUACAAAAUUUAUAAAUCUUGAUGUGAAAUUGAAAUGCUUCCAUUUUGUGUAUGUUAUGAAAGUAAAUAUUCACACUAGCUAAAAUAUCAAAAUUUUCAAGUUGCGCCUAGAUAAACGUAAACAAAUUCAUAAUCAAAAAUUCAAUAUAAAAACGUCUGCAACAGUUGAAGGGUUUCAAGUGCGCAAAAGCGAUUUACAUGUUAAAAAGUUUGGAUACAUGAAAAUUAGCUAAUUCUCAAUAAAAAAAUAAAAUUUAAAAAAUAUACAAAGUAAUUAUAUAACCAUACUGAUUGGAUUGAAUUAAAUUUAUAGAAUUUCUCUAAGAGCUUCGACAAUACUUAAAAAUCGUUUUAGAA
Messenger RNA from Bactrocera latifrons, 2080 nucleotides. It is a transcript of the gene MKP-4, whose product is annotated as dual specificity protein phosphatase 12. The record is from RefSeq and is a predicted model, not a curated record. Bases 322 to 1593 code for a protein of 423 amino acids. Gene Ontology annotation, biological process: protein dephosphorylation. The transcript has 5 exons. Gene Ontology annotation, molecular function: protein tyrosine/serine/threonine phosphatase activity. Lineage: Eukaryota; Metazoa; Arthropoda; Insecta; Diptera; Tephritidae. Gene Ontology annotation, cellular component: nucleus.